CAUCCAUAGGCGCUGGCUCUGCUUCGUUGACAAGGCACUUGUGCCACGCGCAGGGUGACAGCCGCCGACGCAUGGCAGAUCGCGCUUUGCUAGUUGAGGGCUAGCGUCACAAUCCCUGCUUCGGAACGUCAUCGCCCAUCACCAAAUUUUGGGGCAGCCCAACAGCGCGUGUGAUCAACACUGAUGAACAUUACGACGACCCCGCGCAGUACUUGAGCUGUUACUCACUUCCAUAGGAACCCCGCCCUUUCCUCGAAUCGUUUCUUCAACCCAAGUCCACCCACUUCUCAGAGCGUUCCGAAGCGAACAUGGCGACGCACGAGCAAUACAUACUGCACGUAACGGCGGGCGCAACCUACGACACGUCAAAACACGAAGAUGUCCUGGUCAACAGCGAGAAGCCACUCGACAUAUCGUCCGACCUGAUCGACGCGAGAGUGCACAUGCGCAUCAAAGACUACCGCGGCCUACCAGAAGGAUCUCCAAAGACAUCACCCUACUUCUCAACACCACAACACCCGUACGAUCGCUACUCGAUAUCCUUCUCCUUCACACCCAAACAAGACAUAGCCGGCGACAAGCUCGUCUUCGGCAACGACUUCGACCACCCCAUCCGCGACCGAUUACCGCCUCUCUUCGACAAGGCGUUCGGUAUAGUUAAGUGGUGGAUCGACCCGGGACUAGACGGCGAUGUAUACGCAGACGAGCCAUACCUCUACGGCGCGCUUCUCUCCUCCAUAAACGUCCUGCGUAUUGGUGGCAAGAAGGACGCGGACAAGCCGGCUAGAGGCGACUUGGAAGGCGAGGCGCAAACAGAAGGAGAUGUGGAAGUGCCUGGCUCGGACGGCGAAGCUGUUGUCUACGAAGAGGGCGCCGAUGGCGAUGGCGUGGAUGUCAGGAAGAGCAAACACGUACCCGAUAAAGCCAGCGCGCGACAAAAGUUCUUCCUCACAGAGCAGAACCGGAAGGACUUCGUCUUCGAAGCUGGUCGCGAAUACAAGUGCGAUUUCUUCAACCCGUAUCUCGAUUUCAAUGAGUUUGCGCUCAAGAUCGGGUAUGGUUUACCCGUGAUAAGCAUGAUCGGACACUGGGACGGACAGCCAUUACGAUAUGUGCUUAAGAACCGGGAAACCAACCAGGAGCUCUUUGUUGUGGUGAUUGAGCUGCUGCCUACUGAGCAAGCGAAGAAAGAGGGUGCUGAGGACCCGAAGGAGAAGUUUGAGGAGGUUCAUGGGAAGGAGAAAGAGGAAAAGAAUGAGGAUCUGGAUUAGGGGGGAAAGGGUUGGUAUUCGGAGUAUGAUGGGGGGAUUGGGUUGGGGGCAUCAGCAUGGCGUUUGGGAGGGUAUGAGUAAUGUAGGAUGGAAUGGAAUGGGAUAGAACUAUCGUUAGUGAUAGUAUGGGAGUGCGCUCGAUAUGAGCUGCAAGUACAGCAGUCAAUGUAACUUGGAUGAUUAUUUCCAUGAAUGGCCAUCUCCGCUAUCCCCCGCGGGGACAUAACGGGGACGCGGCAGAUGAAGCUCGGACCUCCGAACUUCGGCGGGAGCUGCAGCAACACCAAAAAUUCCAUCGCGAACCUGUCACUCCCGCA
This is a messenger RNA of Alternaria rosae, 1588 nucleotides long. RefSeq lists its product as uncharacterized. The coding region runs from base 309 to 1271 and encodes 320 amino acids. The transcript is spliced from 3 exons. The record is from RefSeq and is a predicted model, not a curated record. Lineage: Eukaryota; Fungi; Ascomycota; Dothideomycetes; Pleosporales; Pleosporaceae.